This is a messenger RNA of Chara braunii, 609 nucleotides long. NCBI's taxonomy places the organism in Eukaryota, Viridiplantae, Streptophyta, Charophyceae, Charales, Characeae. The record is from the annotation of a GenBank genome assembly.
UGAAUCAAGGCCCCUCGAUAGAAGUUAACAUGUUUGGUCUACGUGUUGAGGCACAAAAUUGUUGUUGAUUGUGCACCGUCCCCAUGGUGGACCUCAGGUCUGGAACUAGUACCAUCCCCUACAGCAAGGAUCAAGAGGAGAGAGUUGUCGUAUCCUGCGAGAGAGGAAGGAGAGAAUGGAGAAGAGGGGACUGAAUAAGCAGGCCAAGAUGCUAGCCCUGCUGGAGGAGCAAGAGGCAAAGAAGAAGCAGAUGGAGGAGGAGUCGAAGAAGGAGCAGGAGGAGAAGAUGGCGGCUAUACAAGAGGAGGUGGAGAAAGAAGAAGAAGAAGAAGAAGAAGAAGAAGAAGAAGAAGAAGAAGAAGAAGAAGAAGAAGAUGAAGAAGUAGAGGAAGAAGAGCCGUUGGAGAGAAGGAGAGGGGAAGCUAGCACAAGCAAAGAAAUUGAGAUUGCACGGAUUGCACAAGAGUGGGCCUCACAUUUGGAGUUGGGGGAAGAUAGGGAGGCCGGGAUGGCCAUACCCCAGGAAGAGAGAGGAGGCAGAUUGAGACAGAAAGGGACCCGGUGAAGAGAAAGGCCAAGGAGGAAGAACAACAAAUGGCAUGGAGAUAU